Messenger RNA from Eucalyptus grandis, 186 nucleotides. RefSeq lists its product as uncharacterized. The transcript has 2 exons. Bases 1 to 186 code for a protein of 61 amino acids. The record is from RefSeq and is a predicted model, not a curated record. NCBI's taxonomy places the organism in Eukaryota, Viridiplantae, Streptophyta, Magnoliopsida, Myrtales, Myrtaceae.
AUGCCACCUUUAACAUCAUGUCACAAGAAGAAGAAGGAUGAUGCCACUUUUUUGGAGGAUAUAAAGGAUCACGUUGAUGAAUUCAUCAAUGCAUCCGUGGAUGAGCACAAGAGUUGUUUCACAAUGACUAUUCAAAAGAUGUUUGGAAUGUCAAAGGUUGUCGCGGAGAGGAAUGCCCCCACCUAG